Molecule: messenger RNA, 3416 nt
Organism: Schistosoma mattheei
Lineage: Eukaryota; Metazoa; Platyhelminthes; Trematoda; Strigeidida; Schistosomatidae
Source: the annotation of a GenBank genome assembly
GUCCACAAUCAAUCGAACCAUUUGAACCAUUGGAUCCGUGCGCAGAUUUCAAAUGUGGCGUUGAAAUCUGUUUUGUAUCUUUGGUUCUGUAGUUCUCUUAAUUAUGAGUAAUUUCGCUUCCUCUGCAUUUUCUUGUGCUUUUAAAAGCUGGAAGACACAUGGACGUGGAUUGUUAAUUGUUGCCCGCUAUGGAAGUAAUGCGUGGAAUACGUACGAAAAUCUAACACUCUCACGGGUUUCAGAAUUUGAUGUUCACGAAGAUUGCAACACUUCGGGGCAUUGCAAAACGGCCGAAUGCCGCAAAAGUAGUAAAAGUCAAAACCCAGGGGGACCUUCAGAGGGUAGUGGUUCCCUCAACUCCGCCAAUGUGAACCAUCAUAGUAUCGGUUCUAAGGAACGUCUUGGUGGUGCUGGAGGAGGAGGCUCUGGAAAUGGCACUGGCUCUUUCAUAAGAUGUAACAAAUGUGGUGGUCCUUUAAAAUCUCUUGAUCCAAAAGCAUCAUAUAUAUCACGUUUCAUGGAGUGUGAAGCAUGUGAACAACUCUACGAAUUAACAGAUAAGAGUGAUCUCUCAUCAUUUACUAAUGUAGACGAAAGCCGACAUCUUUCGCUCGUUAGUCCUAAGGAGAUACAUCAAUACUUAGAUCGCUAUGUGGUAGGUCAAGAUAAAGCCAAAAAAAUUCUUGCCGUCCAAGUAUAUGCUCAUUACAAUCGUAUACAGUAUAAUCGGUCACUGGCUACCUCGGAAGAUAAUGGAUUUAAUUCAAAUAAUUUAAACUCAGGGACAAAUGAAGCCAAACCUACUGUAAAUAAUCAUUAUUCCCCAAAUGAAUUUUCGGGUACACGUUCUUGUACACCUGUAAAUUAUCAGAGCAAUUUAAGUCAACCCUCUGUAUCUGAAUUAUUUAAUUUGUCACGCAAUGGUUCACUAAGUUCAUCGAAAAAUCCAUUUACACAUGGAAAUAGUCCAACAAGUUCAUUUCCAUUUCCAAUUACUUUAGAAAAUUUAUCUGAUAUGAAGGAUGAUCGAGAAAAACGUCGUGCCUCACGGAUUCUUAAAGAUGAUGUUGAUCGUCCAUUAAAAUUGGAAAAAAGCAACAUUAUAUUGUUAGGCUCAACAGGUUCAGGCAAAACACUGUUGGCUCAAACUUUGGCUAAUUAUUUAAAUGUACCUUUCGCUCUUUAUGAUUGUACAAGUAUAACCCAAGCUGGUUAUGUUGGUGAAGAUGUUGAAUCAACCAUUGGUAGAUUAUUACAAAAUGCAAAUUUCAAUGUGGAACUUGCUCAACAAGGUAUAGUGGUUCUAGAUGAAAUAGACAAAAUAAGCUCUAAAACUGGGCAUCAUCAUGCUGCGCGAGAUGUCAGUGGUGAAGGUGUUCAACAGGCUAUGUUAAAACUGUUAGAAGGUUCACUUGUUAACGUACCUGAUGUCAAAAGUCCGCGUAAAUUACGUGGUGAAACUUUCCUAGUGGAUACAACCAACAUACUUUUUAUAGCCUGUGGUGCAUUUAAUGGACUUGACAAGAUAAUUAGUCGACGAAAACAUAAAAAGACUAUCGGAUUUGAUAUGUUGACAUCUAUGAAUGAAUCGACUACACAAGAUAAUUGCACUUCAUCAGUCAAUCCAAAUACGACAGAUUUUGUAAAUUUAUUUCAAAAUUUUGAAAGUUCAGCUCAUGAAGAAAAUGCUGAACGUGAUAAAUUGUUACAAGAAGUUGAAGCUAAUGAUCUUAUUACUUAUGGGAUGAUACCGGAAUUCGUUGGUCGUUUCCCUAUAAUUACUGCUCUACAUUCAUUAAAUGAAGAAAUGCUUGUCCGUGUUCUUACAGAACCACGUAAUGCACUGAUAAAACAAUAUCAAUUACUUUUUAAUAUUGAUGGUUGUGAACUGAGAGUCACUCCUGAUGCUCUAAAAGCUAUUGCUCGACUGGCAUUAAGUCAACAUACAGGAGCUCGAGGUCUUCGUUCAGUCUUGAAUAAAAUUACAAAAAUGAGACGUUAACCAAGUGAUUUCUGGGGAUCUAAUAUCUCCGACAUUAUUGUAGAAUCACUUGCCACGAUACUGAUUGAUCUCUGGACCAUUAAACUUUGUAGAAAUUCAUCAACUUCAUUGUUCCUUAAACAAAUGAAAAUACUUUUGUAAUUUCAUAGAUUCAAGCAUUUGAAUAAAGCGAAACAAUAAUAAACUAAUUUUAUUUAUUUGAACAAAUAAAAAUUGGUACAAGUGACACCAAAUAUAUAUGUGCCACACAAUAAAAGGAGGUUGUGAAGUUAUGGAGAAAGGAAGGAAAAUCUACUCUUGCAGCCACGUUACGAUGUUCCAGGAUCGGAUAUAUCAACUGUAGUUCUUACUGAGGGUGCUGUACUUGGUCAUUCCCCACCAGAAUAUCAUAGAGUUGUAUCUCCUGUUUCGUCAGUCGUUUCAUGAUCUGUUUCGUCAUCCCACUCUUAUAAUAACAAUAGCUAUUGUUUAUGGAUGUGUAUUCCAAAGCACAUAUACCACAGACACAAAUAUCUAUUUUAUUCAGAUUUUGUUAUGAGUAAAAUACCGUUAUUAUUAUUAUCUCCUGUCUAAACAGUCAGUGAUUGACGAUCGUAAUGAUGAUCAGCUUGGAUUAUAGGAGAAUGAUUUGUAUGAUUGACAGAAGAUAAUUCAGUUCAGUUAUGUUUACUUUUAUUUAUCGUGCUCAGAUUUAUUUUUUAUUCUUCUUGGUGUUUUUUUUGUCUAUGCUGGCUAAUUUCCCACGUGAACACAUUUCAAUAAAUACAUUAGUAUAUUCUAUAUUCUCAAUUUAUUUAUUUCACUCUAGUUAAAUUAAUUCUGUACAUUUCAAGAAGUUUAUGUCAGCAACCAUUACUUAUUAAUAGUGCUCAGUUUUUUUUGCAUUCUAAUGUAUACAUAUGUUUGGAUUUGUGCCUAUUAUUCAAAGCAAUAUUAGUUUUUGUUGGUCUAUUUCAAAUCAUUUCUAACACGAUGUCAAUUUGUGAUGUUACUGUCUUUUUCUACGAUAGUUAUUGAUCUAUUUCAUGAUGAAAGCUAAUACAAUACAAUCCAUUGAAAUAAGGAGGAUGUAAAAAAAUUGUAUGAAUUCAGUACUUAAUAGACGAAUUGUUUGUUCCAAUUUAUUGUUAUCAUUAUUAUUUCAAUUUGAUCCCAUUUAUCUUGUUAUCCCAUGAAAAAUUAUUUAUAUCUAGUAAAAUACAUUUGUUAGAUGGUUAUUGUUGUUGUCUUCGUUAUAACUUUUGUCUUGCUCAACCUCGAUCGUUGUCGCAUUAUAAACAAUAUUGAAAAGUUUUCUUUUGUUUACUAGGGUUUGAUAUUGUUUUACUUAAAAUGUUAACAUUCGAGUUUUCUAUAGUUCGCUGGGAUUUAGACAUACAUCUUUAUAUCCUAAACUUGAUUGGUAACAUUUUAU